This is a messenger RNA of Phymastichus coffea, 1227 nucleotides long. Its product is annotated as odorant receptor 63a-like. The transcript is spliced from 10 exons. Gene Ontology annotation, biological process: detection of chemical stimulus involved in sensory perception of smell; sensory perception of smell. Lineage: Eukaryota; Metazoa; Arthropoda; Insecta; Hymenoptera; Eulophidae. Gene Ontology annotation, molecular function: odorant binding; olfactory receptor activity. Gene Ontology annotation, cellular component: plasma membrane. The record is from RefSeq and is a predicted model, not a curated record. Bases 27 to 1178 code for a protein of 383 amino acids.
AUAAGUAUUUUAGUUUGAACAAAAAAAUGUUACGUCUAGUAUCACUAUGGCCUUAUCAGAAAACUUGGGAAAAAGUUGUAGCAAGGAUAUAUCUUGCAUUUGCUAUUGUAAUAUUGAUGCUUGCUCAGAUGAUAAGGGGUAUAGAAGAAUGUUUUUAUGAAGACGUGAAUAUAGAGAUUGUGCUUGAAAACUUUUCUGGAUUUUGCUAUUUCAUAGGAAUUAUAACGAGACUCAUUACAUCGAUACUUAGCAUAGAUAAUUUUCAGCAUUUGUAUGAAGAAAUAACAAAAGAUUGGAAACAGGUGACCGAUGAAGAAGAAAAAAAUGUACUACGUCAUUUUGCUAAGAAGGGAAGAUUAUUGACAAUCAUAUACAGCGUAUAUGCAUAUGGGAGCUGUGUAUUGUAUAUUACGUCAACCGCAGUCAUUCCAAUGCUUUUGAAUGAAAUUUUAACAAAAAAAGAGCCCUUACCAAAAAUGCUAUGCCUGUAUGGUGAAUUUUUCGUAGAUCAAGAAAAAUACUUUAAUCAUAUUUUUCUUUUAAUCUUAUUCUCUGGAAUUGGACAUAUGGCCAUUACUACCGCAAUCGAUGGAACUUAUAUUAAUUGUGUGCAGCACAUACUUGGAUUAUUCAACAUAAUAAAAUACAAACUAGAGGAGUUAAAUAAAAUUGUUUCAGAUCCAGUGACAUACAAUUCAGAAGAUAUUGCAGAUGUCAUAAAUAACAAUAUUAUGUUUUGCAUAAAAACGCACAAAAGAUGUUUAGAGCUUACCAUUUUGCUUCAAGAAGCAUGUAACAAAUGUUUUUUUAUUAUGUCUGCCAUCAUGAUACUUGGAUUAUCCACUUUUAGUGUUGAUUUAGUAAUAAAUAUAAAUAGACCAAUAAACUUUUUGAGAAUUUUCACAUUGUGGUUUGCAGCUAUUAUAUAUUUGUUUUAUAUUAGUUGGCCUGGACAAAAGUUAAUAGAUACUAGUAAUGAGCUGUUCAUAUGGAUCUAUUCAUCAGGAUGGUAUCAAUUCCCUUUGAAAUCAAAAAAUGAUAUGAGACUUAUGAUGUUAAGAUCUAAGAAACCAUGCCAAUUAACAGCGGGUCCGUUGCUUAUAAUGAGUUUCGAGACAUGUGGUUUGAUUUUAAGGACCGCGUUCUCUUAUUUCACUGCAGUUGCUUCAAUGGGAUAAUCUUUGUUAAUAGCAUUUUUUAAUGUUUUAGAAACGAAGAGCUGUGAAU